This is a messenger RNA of Drosophila ficusphila, 372 nucleotides long. RefSeq lists its product as uncharacterized. Gene Ontology annotation, molecular function: RNA binding. Bases 1 to 372 code for a protein of 123 amino acids. Gene Ontology annotation, cellular component: NatC complex. NCBI's taxonomy places the organism in Eukaryota, Metazoa, Arthropoda, Insecta, Diptera, Drosophilidae. The record is from RefSeq and is a predicted model, not a curated record. The transcript has a single exon.
AUGGACAACGAGGAGGCUAACUCAUCCUGCAGUCCAUCCAAAUUCAGGCCUAUUAUUAUCACGAAUAGGAAAGGUGAUGAGGAAACCCUUUCUCCUGGCAGAAAAACCCUGAAGAAGUGGCUGGGCCGAAAGAUCAGGGUGGUUCUCCAGAACAAGCUCGUCCUGAUCGGCAUCUUCAGCUGCACGGAUCACGACGAGAACCUGGUGCUCUUCGACUGCGCCACCUUUGUGCCGGAGUACGAGAAGCCGAUCUCGGUGGGGAAAGUCAUAGUGCCAGGUCACCAAAUAUCCACGGUGUCCAUGGACAUGCGAUCGGAUGAGCAGGAGCAACUAGGUGGAUCGGAGGAUAAAUACCCCAAGGAAGAACUUUAA